Messenger RNA from Penicillium antarcticum, 702 nucleotides. Its product is annotated as copper acquisition factor BIM1-like domain-containing protein. The coding region runs from base 1 to 702 and encodes 233 amino acids. Lineage: Eukaryota; Fungi; Ascomycota; Eurotiomycetes; Eurotiales; Aspergillaceae. The record is from RefSeq and is a predicted model, not a curated record. The transcript has 2 exons.
AUGUUAGCGACUCGAAGCUCCUUUUGUAUCUUAGCACUGGCCGCUCAGCUCGGCCAGGCUACCUUUUCCCUCGAAUACCCUACGCGGACUGGUUUCAACAUAAACCUACUAGACAGCCCCCCAUGCGGCAUGUUCAACCCCAACUUCAAAACCGACAAUAUUACCAACUUCCAUGUCAACGGAGAUACAAUAUACGUGGCAUCCUUCAUCGAAACCAAAGGGACGUGGCUCUUUCGCGCAACUUUGGACGUCACCGCGGCUAGGAACUGGACUAGCUUACGCCCGGUCAUUUACCCAAACGUUAUGGGACCAUUCUGCGAGCCUGGAGUGACUGUCCCAUCAUCGUGGGCUGGCAGUAAGGGAGUCGUUGGUGUUGUGCAGCACACCGGUGACACUUUGAACUAUCAGUGUGCUGCCGUUCAGUUUGUUGCCGGAAUGGCGACGACAAUCCCAGAGUACUGUGUCAACACGACGGGUCUCACGGCAACUUAUACAUCUGAUGUUGCCCUUUCUUCCAUUCCUGCUACCUACAACCCCACAGAAACGGCCACAGCGUAUUCCUCAUUCACGACCUCUUCUGGCGAUAAUUCACAGGGCUCUGAAUCUUUGAGCAAUAAGAAUGGCGCUGCCUUGAUUCUGUGCCGACAAAGUGCCGUCGCUUAUAGCUUGAUCACUCUGCCCUUUAUUGUUAUGUUUUCAUGA